AUGCACAGAAACGACCCCACCACACAAUACAUAGAACAUGACGAUGAUGAGGAAUGGCCUUUCGGCAUGGAACAUUGGAUACUGCCAUUGUUCCUGUUCUUCUUGUACAUCACUAUUGGCAGCUAUAUCAGCACGCCAUAUGAUAGUGUUUGUAUAGAUCGAGGUCCCCUACCGAUCCAAAACUUCGAGAAAUGGGCGCCUAAACUUGACGAUAUCAAAAUUAAUAUCCAGAAUAUUAUACAGGAACAAAAUAACAAAGAGACAUCACGGACUCUUGAUGCAAUCUAUAUACCUGUUGAUAUUGCUACCAGCCUUCAAAAGGAAAAUCAGCAGCUGAAACAAGCUAUUGGCUGCAAAUUCGACGACGAGAGACUUUUGCAAAUCGCGAAGGAGAGCGUGGAAGAGAAACUUCAAAGCUACCCCGAGAAUUCUCUAUUCAGAGAGGAACUCAUAGCUGUGCGAGCAUAUGCAUUACUCUCCCGUUUACAGGAGCUACAAGAAGCCAGAAAUGAGAUCUGGAAAAAGCUCAACGGUCAAUUUCGCCAAGACCUCAACAAGAUCACUUACAGCGUAUGCUAUGCUUCUGCACAACUCGAAGACCUUGCACGAGAAGCCAAAACUUUCAAUAAGCCGACGCUUCGACAAUUACAAAAGGUAAGUGUUGCCACAUACGUUCUUUGCCAAGAGAGUCGCAGCGAUGCUCGAACGCUUGAUGAGCUUGUCGAUCAACUUGGCGUUCGUCUAUCGCUUGUUGAAACAGCUAUAAACAGGCUCGGUGGCCUUCGUGACACUUUUGAGGGGAAACACGCUUUGACGAAGCUGUGGAGAUACUUGAUGGUCAACUUGACAGAGGAAGAACUUGACAGCUACGAGGCUGAACGGAUGAUGAUUGGAAGAAACAUGAUUGAAAUGUUGGACGGGGGGGUUGUUUUACCAGAGCUGGCCUCAUAG
Fusarium tjaetaba is the source of this 951-nucleotide messenger RNA. RefSeq names its product Isotrichodermin C-15 hydroxylase. Lineage: Eukaryota; Fungi; Ascomycota; Sordariomycetes; Hypocreales; Nectriaceae. Bases 1 to 951 code for a protein of 316 amino acids. The record is from RefSeq and is a predicted model, not a curated record. The transcript has a single exon.